Molecule: messenger RNA, 1885 nt
Organism: Myzus persicae (green peach aphid)
Lineage: Eukaryota; Metazoa; Arthropoda; Insecta; Hemiptera; Aphididae
Exons: 5
Coding region: 167-646 (159 amino acids)
Source: RefSeq, a predicted model, not a curated record
AUAAAAUUAUUAUUAAAGAUGUAGUCAAUGGGUGAAACUAACACAAAAUAAUACAAUUAUUAAUAGUUUUGAACAAAAGGGACUGGACUCAGUAAAAUACAAGGUGAUAUGUUCAACACACUUUACAAAUCAAGACUAUUCAAUUUGGAACGAUGUUGGAAAUAGAAUGCUAUUGUAUAAAGGUGCGAUUCCGUCAUUAAAUCUACCUACUUCUGUUUAUUGUAACAAGACUGUGUUGGAUAAGCAGGAUACAACAUCAAUUUGGCGUCCAAAUGUUUUGAGUCCGUUAUUAAAGAAAAUACUGAAUAACACAAAUCGUGAUGGUAGACCGUUUAGUCAACAACCAAAAGUAUUAAGUCCAAAAGUUAAUAAAAUGUUAUGCAACAUUUAUGAAAAUUUUGAUAAAAGUUUACAGCAACCUGAAGAUACUUCCUGUAGUUUAAUAUCCAAGUCUUCAAUUAGUCUAACAAUUGACUCUGAAAAUAAUAUGAUCAAUGAUGAAGAUCUUGGCGUGUCCAAUUUAGUCAAUGAGAACAUACCAUAUAGUGAAUUAGUUCAACCUUCAAAUGUUAAGGAUGAAACAAGUAAAUCAUCUACUAUUAAAUACUUUUAUGUUUUAGUAUAUGAAGCUUUGUGCUUUUAUUAGAAUGAUAACUUCUAGAUCUAGCUUAAUACUCACUUUCUACUGUAACCCAAAACUACCAUUUUGCCUAGUUUGCCCAGUUACCUAUCCACUUGCCCGCCAAAGACUCCACAAGCAUAUUUCCUGUUCCUGAAAUUAAUGAUGAGUAACUUCACGCCGCGCAUUACGCUUUAUAUAACUGAUUUUUAAGUGAAUUGUCUAAGCUUUAUUAAUUAUUAUAUUUUAUUUUAUUUUUUUACAUCUAUUUAAUUCUCGUUUCAUAUAACACUGACAAAAUGCCUACAUUGUCUCUGAAGUACUAUUUAUACACAUUGAUAUUCAUUCAAUUAGUAAUUUAGGUAAGUAACAACGAUUAUUUAUUAAUUAAAAAUAAUUAACUUGUUUAUUUUAUUUUGUAUGCGUUUGAAAAUUGUACAUCAAUAUCAUUUACAUAUCAAUGAAUCAUGAGAUAAACCUAACACAAACGGAUAAAUGGAUCAGAAUGUAUACAAACACUGCAUUUCUUAUGACAUAACAAAUUAAAUUGAAGACUCAAAUUACUAUGAAAUAUGAAAUAUGAAUACAUUGUGUAAUGGCUGUAACAGUUUUAAUGAUAUUUUAAUAAAGUACAAUACUUCUUUGAUUAAUAGAUUUAUUUAAUUCUUAAUUUUUAUGUUCCUUUGAGCAGAGAUAGCCAAUAUGUACAAGGUAUAGUAAAUUUCCUAAAUUUGUAUUAUUUAACAUACAUAGUUACUGAAUACCUACACUUUAAGGUGUAAUUUAAAUACAACAGAAACAUUAUAUAGAAAGAGUAAUAUGAUAUUAUAGCUGGUGUUGUUAACCUUUUUUACUCAAAAUAAUUUUAUCCCUAUAUUUAUAUUGUUGCUAUUAAUUAUGAAGAUACUAGUAAGGACUUUGCUUUAUUGAAUUUAUAUAUAAUUAUGUUUAUUGAUUUCAUAUUUUCCAAUUUUUCGUGUCAGUUGAUGUUAGAUUAAGAAAAAAAUAAUAACAUUAUUGUACCCAAGAAAGUAAAUUUUAAGAAUCUUUAGGUAGAUAGAACUCAUUAUUUUAAGAGUGUCAAUUCUUUUAAAUACAUAUUCCUGUAUUUUCAAUAAUGUCUAGCAUACUAACAGAAUAUUUUAUUUGACAAUGUUUAGAUUAUCGCUUACGUGUCCAUCAUAAUACUCAAUUAUGUGACCAGGAAAAUAAGAGAUUAAGAUUAAAAAUUAGAACAAUGCAAAAGUUAAUAAAUAAAAAGAACAC